Molecule: messenger RNA, 1524 nt
Organism: Stylonychia lemnae
Lineage: Eukaryota; Ciliophora; Spirotrichea; Sporadotrichida; Oxytrichidae
Source: the annotation of a GenBank genome assembly
AUGAGAUAAUACGAUACUGGAGUUGAUCACUCAUAGCUAAGAGCAUAUGAUGAGAUUGUUUUUAAUAGUAAGCUGAAACGGAAUAGAAUGCAGUUCAGAAGCAUUAAUCCUAACAACAGGUAUUCACCUAAACAGAUAACUAGUAAUAACUCUACUAGUCCCUCAUCCAACUAAAUCAUCAUAAAAUCAUAUGAAAACAUUAAUGGCAAUACCUCUUUAUAAUAAAAUUAUUAAAAAGAUCCAAAUAGCAGCAAUGUAUAUUUCCAGUUUUAAACAGAUUUGAAGAUUCUUAAUAAAGAUAAGUCGGAUGAAGAUGAAUUGAUUCUAAUGCUAGGAGAAAAUAAAAAGCAGUCGUACUUAAAUAAAUAUGAAACCAAUAAAAUUACAAUUUUCCCAGUUGAUGAAACAAUUAAUUCGAGAAACAAUGAAAAGCUGCCAAUAUUGGGCAACAAUACUGAUAUAAAUGAGAUCAAUAAGAUGAUUAACAAUAAAUCUAUCAUAGUAGAGCCUACAGAAUUACCUUUCAAUGAUAUUGCAGAUGAACUUGAACAGAAAAUUAGGGUAAAGUUUAGUAGUUUGGCAGUAAACUAAAAUAAUAAAAAUCAAACAGGAUCCAACCAUUCAAGAAAAAGCAAAGCAAAAAAGAAUAAUUAAUAAGAUCUUGAUGUCCAUUUGCAUAAAAUGGUUAACCGACACAGAUACAUUGAGAAUGCAUUAUAUCUAAAGGGCCUUAACAAUGACUACAAAGUCCUCCAUGACGUUCAUAAAAUUGAGCGCGAUCUAGAGAGAAAACUAGCUUAACCAUCUCUAAAAAUAAACAAAGGCAAUGUACUUUCCUAGCUUAAGAAGAGCGUGUUUAAUAAUACAUUCUUGAUAAGAUAAAGAAAAGAGCAAGUUUAGCUGGAUAGUAAUCUUACUAGUAUGGGUAUUAACUUAGAUAUUUUUAGGAGUGCUGCUAAGCGUAUGUUACGAAGGAAAAAAUAUGAAAACAAAAACCAAAAUUUUGAUGGCAACUCGAGAAAAAGCUCAUCUGAAGAUGAACAGGUUUUAGGAGAUAGUCCUAGCUACAAGAAUUAUGAUCAAAGAUUUGAAAUAUCUAAAAGUAGGCUUAACUAGACGAGUCGAUAGUUUUUCGAUCAAACUUCUUCCAGAUUACAAACUAUAUGUAAAGAUAAUUAUAGAACAUCUAAAUAGAAGAAGAAAGUAGUAUUUUCAAUUGAUUUUUAGAAUAAUGUAAACGAUAAAAAUAACGAUGAUCUUGGUCAAAAUACAUUGAACAGGUCUUUAAGGUAGGAUUAAGAUGUAUUGCAUAAACUAGAUUUAAAAAUUAUGAGGUAACUUUAGAAUAAAAGUUCAAAUGGACAUACGAGUAAGAAACCUCAAAAACUUUCAUUGAAAAGGAAGCAUACAAAACUUUCAGAAGAUUAGGAAAUUUAAAAUGAAAGUAGAUAAGUUAAUAGGUUGCUUUUGAAGACAAAUGAUCAGUUCUUGUAGAAAAAGAUACAAACAUUUUACAAUUAAUGA